Molecule: messenger RNA, 1080 nt
Organism: Pleurotus ostreatus (oyster mushroom)
Lineage: Eukaryota; Fungi; Basidiomycota; Agaricomycetes; Agaricales; Pleurotaceae
Exons: 3
Coding region: 1-1080 (359 amino acids)
Source: RefSeq, a predicted model, not a curated record
AUGCUCUCCCUAUCGACCCUCCACACGACGCUCGCGCACGUCCUCGCGCCGCCGCACCUCCACACCGCCAUCCUCUUCACGACCGCCGGCCAGCUCAUCUCGUACGCGUCUAAUAACAACCACUCCAACAACGACGAUUACAACAACAACGACGGCGACAACGAUUCCAACAAUUACAAUUACAAUGACAGCAACGACAGCAAUAAUGACGGCAACAAGUACAACAAGGAUAACUACUCGAAUCCCGCGUUCGCGUCGAACGUCGCGCCGAACUCCCCCGCGUCGACGCUCAAACCCAAAUCACCGAAAUCACCGAAAUCACCGAAAUCCUCGACGCAGUCAACAUCCUCGACGUCCUCUGCGCCCGGACCCGGGACAGAGGUCUACGCCGAAUCAGACGCGGAUGCCAACCCCGAUACCAGCGUAGGCGCAACAGGUGCGGGUGGGGUGAGUGGGAGUGCACUCGGGGCGAAGAGAGCAGCAGUCGCGCGCGGCAGCAGGAGCAAGGACGACAUCCGCGUCCUCGUCGGGCUCGGCAGCGAGCUGUGGGGCGAGACGAAGGGCGCGGGGCUCGGGAUGGUCGAUAGCGAGCUGGGCCGGAUCGUGGUGGUCCCCAUCCUCGCACUUCCUUCCGCACCCUCCGCACCCUCCGCACCCCCCUCUACUCCAUCCACGCUCCCCUCUACCUCUGCGCCUCCCGCCGCCGAAGCAAUAUCGAAGGACGAGUCAACAACAUCGGAGAUAGAAAAAGAGAAGGAUACACAGAAAGAUACAGAGAAGAAGGAGAAGGAGAGGGAGAAGGAGGAGGAGAAGGAGCAGAAAGACGCGCCUGACGCGCCGCUCAUGCUCCUCGCGCUGAACGGGACGGACGACGUGUCGUGGGACGAGAUGCGUGCCAAGGCGACAUCCCUCGCAGCGCACCUCGCGCCCCCGCUCUCGAAGUACCGCGAGUACCUCGUCGUCGCGCCGCCGCCGCCGCUGCCGCUCGUGGGCGGGGUCGUGCCGCCGGGUGGGUCGUCGGUUUCGGGGGUCGCUUCGCCUGCGCGUGCGCGUGCUGUUCACGUUGGCGGGAGGAUAUGA